Periophthalmus magnuspinnatus is the source of this 2804-nucleotide messenger RNA. Its product is annotated as cytokine receptor common subunit gamma-like. The record is from RefSeq and is a predicted model, not a curated record. Gene Ontology annotation, cellular component: external side of plasma membrane. Gene Ontology annotation, molecular function: cytokine receptor activity; protein binding. Gene Ontology annotation, biological process: cytokine-mediated signaling pathway. Bases 62 to 1096 code for a protein of 344 amino acids. The transcript is spliced from 8 exons. NCBI's taxonomy places the organism in Eukaryota, Metazoa, Chordata, Actinopteri, Gobiiformes, Gobiidae.
CGUUUUCAGAGACUAGAGGACGAUUGCCUGACAUGUCGAAAACUCCCUUCUUCUCUUUAAAAUGAAGAUAAGACUUUUAAUGAUUCUGUGUUUAGUUGGAAGUGGCUUUGCGAAAAAACCUCCUGAUGUGGACUGUGUGGUGAUUGGUUUGAAAUAUGUUAAAUGCUUAUGGAAUACUUCAGAUGUCAAUUACACUUUUUACAGUAGAUUUCAUCAUCAAUCCUUUCGUGAAUGUGACACCUACAUACUCAAGAACGGCCUGAAUGUUGGAUGCAAACAGCCUGAAGACGACAUCAUGAAUAAAAGAUUUAACACAUACUACACCAAAUUUCAGCAAGAAGACCAGAAUCCCACAGAACAUCAUCUCAAAAACAGAGUAAAAUUGGAUCCACCAUCCAACCUCACGGUCCAGUUCAGGUCUGACUCCAGCUUGUGCUUUGAGUGGAGGCUAAUCUACAAGUCAUGUGUUGAGAGCGAGGUCCGCUACAGACUCAACAACGACAACUGGCAGGUGUCCAUGGUGGGGCCAGGGCUUCAGGAAUACUGUUUUAACUUACCAUCAAACUCGUCCCGUUACGAGCUACAGGUGCGAAACCGCGUGAGCUACAAUUGUGGCCCUUCUAAAGAGUGGAGCGAAUGGAGUGAUCCGGUCAUCUGGGGCGCCCACAACAAGACAGACUUGACCGGGCUGCUCUACUCUGUGAAUGUGUGGACUGUGGUCAUGUACUUUGUUGGCGGGGCCACUCUGCUCCUGCUGAUCGUUCUGUUGUUGCAUCAUGAAAGAAUCCGGAUCAUCCUAAUUCCAGUGGUUCCUAAACCGUCCCUGGUCACUCAAGACUUUAAGGAGUGGUUAGACAGCCCCAAAGGCCUAAAGGACAUUUUUAAGCCUAGCUACACAGAGCGCACCUGUUCUGUCCGGGAGUACUGCCCUGUACCUCCCUCUGACAGUGAGAGCUCAGACUCCUCCAUCGUUUCUGUCAGCACAGAUCAAACCGUCUGCUACAACCCAGUCCCGAAUCCAGAUCUCAACCACCCAGGACCCUCCUCCUCCAGCACUGAGUUUGUCCCACCAGAAGAGCAGCACAUCUCUGUUUAGCAAAGGGUGACCCCUUUGCUAAACAGAGAUGUCAGUUUUCAGUGAGCUCUGCUAGUUAUUGGGAAGCAGACAUUAUGCAUUUUAAUUAAUUCCCAAAACCAAAAUGAAUGUUGCCUGUAUGUACAUACACAAACAGUAUGUGCAUUUUAUGUGGCUGAAAGCCUUGCAGAGACCACUGUCCAGUGACAGCUAUGAAAGGAUAUGAUUUACAAGUAGCUUAUAUGUAUGAUAGGAAAGUGUACUCACUGGCCAGGCAAAACUGACUGAACAAAAAUAAACAUUUUCCUUCUUUAAUAAUUUAAUGUCUGUAGACUUUAUUGAUAAGGUAAGAUGUCAAUUUUUGCUAUCAAAAAGUACCUGGUAUCUGUUGGUUUCUGGUCUAUUGCAUGUAGAAAAAAAGGAAAGGCACAGGAGUAGUUCUGUUGAUCUUUAUUUUCAGUUACAGCAAUACAGUCAACAGGCAGCGUCCAGCAAAGCGGCAUCUAGCAAAGUGAGCAGAGUCUAACAGAUGGCAGAGUCUAAAGCAGAGUCUACCAAAGUGAGACUGCACCAGUGUUUUAUAAUCCCCCAAAAGUGGGAGUCAUACAUUCCUGUAUGAAAGGAGGCUACAGAGAAGAAAUGUGGCCUUGACCAAAAUGACUGGUAUGUAGCUGCUAUUCUCCCUUAGCGCGAUAAAUGGCAACUGCUGCAUGGGAACCGUUUUGCACCUUUUUAAGUAAGCAAUUUAUCAUAUUUGAAUAUUGUUCACAUACCUUACCUGCACGUUAAACCAUUGAUAUCAAGAGCAUCCUAGAUCCUCGUAAGUGAAAACCAUAGGAUAACCUUUACAAACAUAAUAUGUGGCUCACCUAAUGAGAGAAGGGCAGGGCGCUUGGCAGUGGCCCCUGCCAGAACAGCUACACUACAGAGCCACUUCCUUAGCUAGCCCACUGAGGUCGUAAUUUAUUAAAAAUAUAAGGAUCGUUAUAUCUUUUGGAGCAUCUCAACAUCCUUAACCUGGUGACCUUUAGCACGGCUGACCUCUCCUUUAAGAGUGUAUUCGUAGAAGCGCCCACUCACAUUGACCAGCCCAACACCACAUCGCUCGUACUUUGUGGAACAUGUCCUCCGAACCUCAGGAUCACACCCACCAACAAACCUGUGCAAUCAGACAAUAGAUUGAACCAAUAUGAGACACAAAACAUAUGAUUUUAAGCUUAAUUACAAGAAAAAAUGUAUAUCAAUAACUAAACCUGGACCCCUAAACCUUGUUACAAAGAAAUUAUACUAACAAUAGUUUUGAGCAGCUUGAAACAAAAAAAACACUGACAGACCACUACUUAAACUAAACUGUAUUAAUUUGUAUGUGUGAUUGUUUGUAUGUGUGAUUUAGACAAGCAUCACUUAGAUAGUGAAUGGUUAACUAGACCAAGGUCAACUCUGCCUGAAGCAGGUCGAGAAAUAGUUCAACUCUGCCUGAAGCAGGUCGAGAAAUAGUUUUAUCUACAAAAAUAACAAGCUUACAGGUUAAGUUUUGAAGCUAACAGCUAGCACUGAGGCCAAGUUCAUUGAUUAUAGGACGAGGGUUUUGUUUUCUUACCGUAGAUCAUAGCGAGUCCAGUCUCGUGUAGAAACCUAAAUCUUCGGUGCUUGAAGAGCCAUAUCGUUAAAAUAGUUAGUGUUAGCAGCAUUAUAAAUAUGAGCAAGUUGGCACUGUCCUGUCGGUGGC